AUGUGCGGAGGUUUUGGCAGGCGAGGUAAGGUACCAAGCCCGCUCAUUCUUGCUCGACUCACACCGAUCAGCGAGGACCAUCGCGGAACGCCGGAAUCGCCUGGCCGUGUUGUGACCCUCAUCGAACGCCGGUUUUGGGCCACGCUUAAAGAUUCUCAAAUAUCGCCGGACAAUGAGCACGUCUGGGGAGUAGCUUACCAUAUCGUUCCGAGCAAGGUCAAAGAAGUCAGGGAGUAUCUUGACAUUCGGGAGAUAAAUGGAUACAGCAUUCAGUACACGCCGUUUCACCCGGCCAACCCCGAGACAAAAGACCUGCACUGCUUGGUCUACAUUGGGAUGCCUGAUAACCCUCAAUUUCUUGGCGCCCAAGAUCCUCGAGAUGUGGCCGAGACCAUUAAUCGAAGCAUUGGCCCGAGUGGUGAGAAUCGUGAGUAUCUGCUGCAGUUGGACGAGGCCUUGCAAAGUCUGAGUCCGACAAGUCACGAUUACCACAUUAGCGAAUUGGCUAGCCGGGUCCGGGCAAUGGCACCUGCUGUCCGUUCGACCAAACAGCGCCAGCUUUCUGAGAGUCGUCUGCGGCGAAUUAGCAGCACUGAGCAGCAAGAGGAAAUCGAGAAGCCCGAGUAG
Messenger RNA from Cyphellophora europaea CBS 101466, 627 nucleotides. RefSeq lists its product as uncharacterized. The record is from RefSeq and is a predicted model, not a curated record. The transcript has 3 exons. Gene Ontology annotation, biological process: glutathione catabolic process. Gene Ontology annotation, molecular function: glutathione specific gamma-glutamylcyclotransferase activity; gamma-glutamylcyclotransferase activity. Bases 1 to 627 code for a protein of 208 amino acids. NCBI's taxonomy places the organism in Eukaryota, Fungi, Ascomycota, Eurotiomycetes, Chaetothyriales, Cyphellophoraceae. Gene Ontology annotation, cellular component: cytoplasm.